Messenger RNA from Scutellospora calospora, 651 nucleotides. The record is from the annotation of a GenBank genome assembly. NCBI's taxonomy places the organism in Eukaryota, Fungi, Glomeromycota, Glomeromycetes, Diversisporales, Gigasporaceae.
AUGGUUAAUUUUACUUGCACUCUCUGUGAACAUAAAACUUUCAAAAAUGAACGUGGGCUUAAUUGUCAUACAAUGCGUAUACAUUUUCCAAAAAAUGUGCCAUCAAUCUCUGCAGCAACAAACAUCCGAGUUUUUUGUAUGCUAUGUCCUUGCAAGUCUUUUAAGAAUAAACGAGGGCUUAUUCGUCAUGAACGUGUAGUGCAUAGUUCUUAUAAUAUUCCUCGAGCUGGUGUUGUAACGUUACCUCAAGAGGCUAUCGAUGAGUUUAAACAAACGUUAGUAUAUAUGAUCCAACGGCAAUUAUCAAAUAAUAGUAGUUCUGCGGGGUCACAAUGUAUUACAAUUCCUUGUAUGGAAAGUCAAUUUAUUGGAGUUUUUGGCAAGCAUAUAACACGGCAUGCUUUUACUCGGCAAACUUAUGAAUGUGUUUUUACUGGAAGGAAUGCAUAUGAUACUUUAUGUCAUAUCUUAGGUGAUAAGAAUUGGAGAAUUAGGCAUUAUAUUAAAGGGCAACAAACCGCUGUGAUUUUAGUUACACCAACCAGUUAUGAAUCUGAGACAAGGAGUUUAACCGAAGAUCAAGACAAUUUUGAUGGUCAACAACAGCGACAGCGCAAGAACACAAUGAAGUUUGAGUUUUCAAUCCGGUAG